This is a messenger RNA of Tuber melanosporum (Perigord truffle), 1531 nucleotides long. RefSeq lists its product as uncharacterized. The record is from RefSeq and is a predicted model, not a curated record. NCBI's taxonomy places the organism in Eukaryota, Fungi, Ascomycota, Pezizomycetes, Pezizales, Tuberaceae. Gene Ontology annotation, molecular function: DNA-binding transcription factor activity. The coding region runs from base 218 to 1129 and encodes 303 amino acids. The transcript has 3 exons. Gene Ontology annotation, biological process: regulation of DNA-templated transcription.
GUAAAAGCCUUCUCAUCCUUCUCCUCCAUAUCGUCCAAGCUUCCCGCAUCAUCAUCACCAUCACACAUUACUUAACACCACUGCCCCAAUAGCCAAUACUAGCCUCUACUACUGCGACUGCGUCGAUAUAUAAAGAGUUGGGAAUUCCGCACUCGAUUGUUCAAUUAUUCUAUCCAACAUUCGCUCCAACACUUGCUCCAACAUUUCCACUAUCGAUAUGAACACCGGACACUACACAUUCCCCACCCCCGUGAUCUCUUCGAUGCCUUCACCAACUUACAACACCCGCCCAACUACUAGGGUAACAAAUUCAUCCACCACAGAAUUCAGAGGAAGCACAAACCCGGAUGAGGACUGGACCAAGAUCUCGGAUCUUGCUGAGCGCCGAAGAAUUCAGAACCGCAUUGCUCAACGCAACUAUCGCAAGAAGCUCAAGCGCCGCCUUGAGGACCUCGAGCGCCGCGCAGCGUCUCGCUCUCUCUCUCCCAACGGUGAAGAUACGGAUGGAAGAUCCACCCGGGAGUCAUCAGCGGAGCAGCCCAUCGUCUCUCCCCCACCUCCACCACCGCAGGUCCUUUCUGAGGCCCCAUUAUCAGGAGGGAACUGCCUCCCCCCGCUGGGCAGCACUGCAUACACCACCACCGCCAGCUACCCAUCACAAUAUCGUAGUGCGGCCAGCAGCAACUCCAGCCCAUUCUCAUCGUCAUCCCCCACUCCCUACUACCCAUCAGCCAGCCCACCCGUCAACGACACAGCAUCGUUAUCGCACUACGAGUCUCCGAGCACACACUACAUGUAUGCCUACUCGCAACCAACACUAUCUUCGGUAGUUGAGGCAACCUGCGGAUCCGGAAUCAGCUCAUCAGGGCCAGAGCACACUUAUCUUCCCCUCCCGUCAACGAGAAUCUCGUCCAACAACUACCAUCACUCAUACAGUGAUUUCAUCACUCCUAAGACUGCUUCAGUUUUCGACGAGAACUCGAUGAAUCCCCUUUACCUCAGCUAUGCUGGUUUAGCUGAAUCUCCAGAUCCUUCAUUCUUCUCUUCGCAAUACUACCACGACGAUCACUCAUCUCCGUCGUCCACGACUUCGGCACACUCCCCGCCGCUAGCCAUCAAAUCCGAAUGAAAGAUGCUCGAUUCGUGAGCCAACUUUGUACUUCAGUGUAAUUAUAUGAAAUUAGAUAUUUGUGAGCUGGGUUUCCUGUUUAUUUGUCACGGGUGUUGUUUUUUGUUCCUUUUUCCUUUUUCCUUUUUUCUUUUUCUUUUCACGUUCCUUUUUUUCCUUCCUCCGGUGUUUAUCUUCUCUAUUUGAGUUUUUCUUUGUUCGGUGAGCGAGCGCAUUAUAGGUUCCUGGUUCUGUUUGGGGGGCGGCUUUUCAGUUUUUCCUGUUGUGCUUUUCAUAUUUUUUCGCCACUACUUCCUAAAGUUUAUUAUCAUAUUUCUAGAUCGGAUAAAGUGUAUUAGAUAGGGUAGCCGGUGGGGAUUCUUUGGAUAGUGGGAGGAAAUGGUAUCGUUAGCACGAUUGAAA